Molecule: messenger RNA, 1417 nt
Organism: Limulus polyphemus (Atlantic horseshoe crab)
Lineage: Eukaryota; Metazoa; Arthropoda; Merostomata; Xiphosura; Limulidae
Product: oplophorus-luciferin 2-monooxygenase non-catalytic subunit-like
Exons: 3
Coding region: 319-1347 (342 amino acids)
Molecular function (GO): protein binding
Source: RefSeq, a predicted model, not a curated record
AAAUUCUGUGAAACUUUUGUGCGUAUCAGCGAUAAGGAGAGAGAGAGAGGGAGAGAGAGAAGAGUUGUACAUGAGUCCUCUUUCUGACCGUAAAAGUUCCAAGUCUUUGUUUCAUCUCAGAAAGACUCUCCUGCUCCCCACACAACGUAAGUUGACUUUAAACGACGAACGCGAAUCAUUGUGUUAUUAAUACAGUUCAUAUAAUCGUCAGAUAUUGAGAGGAGAGAGAGAAGAGUUGUAUAUGAGUCACUCUUUCUGACCGUAAAAGUUCCAAGUUUUUGUUUCAUCUCAGAAAGACUAUCCUGCUCCCCAUACAACAUGCUACAACACAUGAAGAUGCCGAGAACACAUUUCGUCAUUUUAGCUGUUCUCUGUUUUGCUGUUGACAUAAACGAUUCUGGAAAAGUGGGGCCAUCAGGUCCAGGAGUUUAUCCAACUUCUGGUUGUCCUCCACCUGUAGCCAUGCUUCCUUGCGUUUGUGGCGGGUUCUCGAUAAUUACAUGCAGUAACGUUACAGAUGAAAAACAGUUAGUUUCCGUAUUUCAGCAGAAUUUUACCGAUAAGGGAGUAUUUGGUUCUUUUUUUAUGGAAAACACGCCUAUCAAGACAAUUCCGUCGAAGGUAUUUGGUCCUGUUGUCCGUUUCCGUGAGCUAAACAUGGAUAAUAACAGUAUGCUAGAAAUAAUUGAAGAAGACGCAUUUUCUGGUCUGGAAGAAACAGCCAAUGCUAUCUACUUACGAAACUGUAAUAUCAAAUCAGCAAACAUUUUUAAAGCAGUUUCUAAACUUAUCUCUCUUACUGUUAUUCACUUAAACGAUAACCAGCUAACAAGUGUGCCGAAUCACGCUUUUGAGAAUCAGGAGCUUAAAGCAGUUUUUCUUCAAAAUAACCGUAUAACCAGUAUUGGAGGUCGAGCUUUUGAAGAACUUCGGAGCAUUGUACAAGUUGAUCUAAGUAAUAAUUUGAUAUCAGAGAUUACUGAUAAUGCUUUCCACUUAAAUUUUGAAAGCAGUGAUAUUCCAGCGUUUGUUCUAAUCAAUAACAGCAUUUCAGACCUGCCACUGCAUGCUUUUGGAGAGCUAAAAACUCCCUUUAUUUUAGUUUUGAACAGGAAUCGCAUGACUAGUCUUAAACAAGAAAUCUUUGAACCACUGCUACAGUUUUUUUCACAGAAAAACGCUGGCCAUUUGUAUGUGGAAGAAAACUCCUUUUGUUGUGACUAUCGAAUGAAAUGGUUGGUUGAACAAAAGAGCUACUUCAAGUACAUCUCACACAUUAUUUGUCAAGAUGGCCGAAAUUUAAAGGACUACACAGUGGAUCAGCUUGGUGACUGCAGCUCCCUCUGAAGGAAAACAGCUUAUAUGUGUUUGAAAUUAACGAAUCCAUUGGUUGAAAUAAAAUAUUUGUAAAACUGAA